Messenger RNA from Thalassophryne amazonica, 2012 nucleotides. It is a transcript of the gene stk25b, whose product is annotated as serine/threonine kinase 25b. The transcript has 11 exons. Gene Ontology annotation, molecular function: ATP binding; protein kinase activity. The coding region runs from base 355 to 1626 and encodes 423 amino acids. Gene Ontology annotation, biological process: protein phosphorylation. NCBI's taxonomy places the organism in Eukaryota, Metazoa, Chordata, Actinopteri, Batrachoidiformes, Batrachoididae. The record is from RefSeq and is a predicted model, not a curated record.
UCAAUGCUUCUGGCCCAUGAUUUUUGUCCAGCUCAAGCUUCAAAUGGACAAUAAGCGUUCCUUGAAAUGAGUUAAAUAUUAAUGUGCGGAAGUAUCAUUUUUACGGCUUGUUCGUCAGCGCAGACAUACAUGGCGUCUGUAGGUCGGUAGCUGGUUUUGUCGCUGGACUGUUUCAGUCCUCGGCUGGAGGCCGAAAACAGACGAUAAAGCAGAAGGUUUGGUGUUUAUCUUGCUGGCUAGCUACCUAGCUACACCGCGAGGAGGGGAGUCAAAAAAUAAACUGCUUGAUCAGUUUGAGAACUUAGGAAAGACGAGAGUUGUGGCUGUUUUUGUCCGGUCCAGCCUUCAGAGAGGAUGGCACACCUUCGAGACAUCCAAAACCAGAAUACCCGGUUGGACCCUGAGGAGUACUUCACAAAGCAGGAGCGGAUUGGGAAGGGUUCCUUUGGAGAAGUCUACAAAGGCAUCAACAACCGCACAAAAGAGGUGGUGGCCAUUAAAAUUAUAGACCUGGAGGAAGCAGAGGAUGAAAUUGAAGACAUUCAACAGGAGAUCACAGUUCUGAGCCAGUGUGACAGUCCUUUUGUGACCAAGUACUAUGGUUCGUACCUCAAGGGAACAAAGUUAUGGAUUAUCAUGGAGUAUUUAGGCGGAGGGUCUGCUCUAGAUCUGCUUCGCCCAGGGCCUCUUGAAGAGACUUACAUUGCCACCAUAUUGAGGGAAAUACUAAAAGGGCUGGAAUAUCUGCACUCAGAACGCAAGAUACACAGAGAUAUUAAAGCUGCUAAUGUGCUAUUAUCAGAGCAGGGUGAUGUGAAACUGGCAGAUUUUGGUGUGGCAGGACAACUGACUGAUACCCAAAUCAAGAGGAACACAUUUGUUGGCACCCCCUUCUGGAUGGCUCCAGAGGUUAUCAAACAGUCAGCUUAUGACUUUAAGGCUGAUAUCUGGUCUCUGGGAAUCACUGCCAUUGAACUGGCCAAAGGUGAACCUCCCAACUCUGACUUACAUCCCAUGAGGGUCCUUUUUCUCAUUCCGAAAAACACCCCACCCACCCUGGAAGGCCCGUACAGCAAGCCCUUCAAAGAGUUUGUGGAGGCUUGUUUAAAUAAAGACCCUCGUUUUAGACCAACAGCCAAAGACCUCUUGAAACACAAGUUCAUCACACGCUACACUAAGAAGACGGCCUACUUGACAGAACUGAUUGACCGCUACCGCCGCUGGAAAUCAGAAGGACAUGGUGAAGAAUCCAGCUCUGAUGACUCGGAUAUGGACGCUGAUGGUGGUGUGGAUCCAUGCCCGAUGUGGACCUUCCCUACUGUCAAACCCAAACCCAAACCAAAGUUACAGAAGGGUUACCCACGUACCGAUCUAGAGUCAGCAGAUUCUGUGAUAAGACAACCCAAGUCACAAUGCCUGUCUGCCUUGGUAACACCAAUCUUCAGAGAGUUUAAGGAGAAGCGACGAGUGAGCGGCAGUGGAGUCGGAGCGAUUGAGGAACUGGAGAACGCUUUCAGCCUUGCAGAAGAGUCCUGUCCUGGUAUCUCGGACCAGCUUGUCACACAAAUGAUGAAGAGAGUGUGCAGGUUUUCUUUAAACGGUAACACCAUCCCGUCAUCACGGUGAAGCCUCAGAGGGAUGUAAUGCUGCCUUUUUAGGCUUCUGGACCCACCCAACACCCCCAGAUAAGGACCACAGAAGACACACCCACAUCCUUGCCCUGUCCACUAAGAGACCUUUUAGUGACAAAUAUUUUUACAGUUUUUCUGUAAGAGUGGAGAGUAUUUAAAAUAAAAGCCAUGACAUUUCGAGUAUUGUGUAUACCUGUUAGAUUAAGAAAAUAACUAUAAUAAAAUCUACAGAAAGUCCUAUUUUUAGUGGGGGGUUUUUUUUUUUACUUUGGUGAUGUCACUGCGCAUAUAAAGGAUGUACAUUUGAAUGAGUCUUGUAUUAGAGUUAAAUACACUGUUAAACAGUAGGCAUACCAAUAAAGUAUUGAUACAGUUUACUUA